GAAAAUAGAACUGGUUAACAGACUAUAAAGCGCAGGCUAUAAAAACAGGGAGGCUUGUUGAUCUUUUUUAAUUGACAUGUGAAGCAUGUCCUUCUUAAAAGGCAGCGUGCUCCGUGAUCGGUGCCUAGCUCUGUGCUUCAGUGGUCAGCCAGCCCACCUGACUGUCUUAAAUCCCAGACAGCUCUGGCACACAUCCCAGACAGCUCUCUCUGCAGUGUGCUUACCCAGCGGGAGCGGCAGCACUCAACACUCACUCUGCUUUUCUCCUACCUUCUGCUGGAGGAAAAUACAGCUGCUGCCACACCACACAGGAUCUGUCUUUCAGGGUGGCCAAGGGCUGUUCACUUGCCUGUUUGCACAAUGGUACCUGUCCUGGAUUUAGACGAGAUUUCUUGCACGGUUGUUGCAGUGGAACAUGACAUCGAGACCCCCCAUGGCGUCCUCCACGUCACCAUGAGAGGCACUCCCAAGGGGAAAAAACCUGUCAUCCUCACCUACCACGACAUUGGGCUUAACCAUAAGUCCUGCUUCAACACGCUGUUCAACUUCGAGGACAUGCAGGAGAUCACCCAGCACUUCGCUGUGGUUCACGUGGACUCCCCCGGGCAGCAGGAGGGAGCACCCCCUUUCCCUGCUGGGUACCAAUACCCUACCAUGGAUGAGUUAGCUGAGAUGCUGCCUUCUGUCUUAAACCAUCUGAACCUGAGCACUAUCCUUGGGAUUGGAGUUGGAGCUGGGGCCUAUAUUUUAAGCAGACUUGCAUUGAACCGGCCUGAGCUGGUGGAGGGGUUGGUGCUGAUCAAUGUGGACCCCUGCGCAAAGGGCUGGAUCGACUGGGCCGCUUCAAAGCUCACAGGCUGGACAAGCACCCUGGUGGACAAUGUGAUGGCUCAUCACUUCAGCAGUCAAGAACUUCAAGACAAUCUGGAACUGGUCCAGACGUAUCGGCUUCACAUCGCCCAGGACAUUAACCAGGACAAUCUGUAUCUGUUCGUCUCUUCCUACAACAGCCGCAGAGAUCUCGAGAUCGAAAGACCUGUCCCUGGACUCAAUGAAGAUACAGUGAACACACUCAAGUGCCCUGCCUUACUGGUAGUUGGAGACACCUCUGCUGCAGUAGAAGCUGUGGUGGAGUGCAAUUCCCGACUAAACCCAACAAAAACAACUCUACUGAAGAUGGCAGACUGUGGUGGGUUACCUCAGGUUGUCCAGCCCGGAAAGUUGGCAGAAGCUUUCAAGUACUUUGUGCAGGGAAUGGGCUACAUGUUACAUAACCACAGUUUCCCUUACGUUCAGCUCAGCCACUUGAACAGCGAAUCAGUGCCCACCGUGAGCAUGACACGUCUGAACCGAUCACGCACCCACUCCUUGUCGAGCGUGGGCUCAGGGGAGGGGACUCGCAGGAGCUCACACACCAACAGCCAGCUGGAGGGGGCGGCUGCAGCAGUCAACAACAGUGGCCAGGCCCGGACCAUGGAGGUGUCCUGUUAAAGACAGAGCCCUCUACUGCCGGCCAGCUCUCCACCCCUGUCCCAUCUUCCCUUCUGCAACCGUUAUAAAUAUAUAUUACAGAAUAUAAAGGUUCCAAUACAAGAGCUUACAACCCUCCACAAUGUACAGCUUCCUGUUUUCUUGUAACGUAUGCAUGCUUCCCCAACAUACCUUUUUUUUUUUUUUUUUUUUAUGUUGGUUUUUUUUCUGUGUUUUGACUUUUAUUUCUGCAAGGAAACGAGUAAGUGGGUUUGUGUGAAUUAUCAGAAUGAGAUUCCUGUGAGCUACAAUGAUUUAAUUUCUGAAUUUACACAUUUACAAAAAAAAACCUUUUAUCUUUUUCACUACCUUCAGUCAAAAUAGACUCACAUGCACUGUUUUUUUGUUGUGAUUUUGUGACUUAAAUAAUUGCUAACUUCAAUUGCAAAAAUAGUGUGAAAAUGGUCUUCUAGUACUGUAUAUUUUUACGCAGCAUUUAGUACAUUGAUGUAAGAAAGCAAAUUGCUGGGAUUGUAGGUAUAAACAGAUUCUUGUAGCUGUCUUGGUUUAUGUUUUGUGAGUUUGUGUUUCAGUCGUUGCACCUUUGUGAAUCGGACAACAGUUUUUCUUUCUGUGUUUGCCGCCUGUAUUGUGCUGUUACUGUGGGUGUGAUGAACAGGAAACACCUUGGAAACUGCUUAUUAAAGUGUGUAUUAACCAUG
Messenger RNA from Polyodon spathula (Mississippi paddlefish), 2192 nucleotides. RefSeq names its product protein NDRG3-like. The transcript is spliced from 16 exons. The record is from RefSeq and is a predicted model, not a curated record. The coding region runs from base 361 to 1491 and encodes 376 amino acids. Gene Ontology annotation, biological process: signal transduction. Gene Ontology annotation, cellular component: cytoplasm. Lineage: Eukaryota; Metazoa; Chordata; Actinopteri; Acipenseriformes; Polyodontidae.